Porites lobata is the source of this 11702-nucleotide messenger RNA. The record is from the annotation of a GenBank genome assembly. NCBI's taxonomy places the organism in Eukaryota, Metazoa, Cnidaria, Anthozoa, Scleractinia, Poritidae.
AUGUCUAUGAACAAAGUUCUUUGUAAUAAUGGAAGACUUACCCUCCAUGGUGACUAGUAAGUAAACUAGUUAUGAUCCUGGCUACAUAUUUGUUCUUUUUGUGGCGUAAAACACUCAACAUCACGCUUACGCUUGUGUUUUAGUGUUGUGUAUCAUCAAGAUGGCGUCGAGUUCUCACUUGAAGGCGACCAGAUUCCAGGCUUCUUUAAAGGUUCAAGGAAAGGCAAUGUUUUCAUAACUACUCAAAAGGUAUCCAUUUUUAGAAUUUUAGUUUCAAGCCCAUCGAAGAUUUUGUACACGUUUUAAAGUUGUGUAUGGCAUGACACAUAAUAAUCAUAAUCGAUGAGGCCGAGUGUAAUGAAAAACGGUAUGAAAAAAAAAGGACUUUAUUUAGGUGCCAAUGUAUUUAGCACGAAAGUACUAAUUGGGGACGCUAUUUUUACGUCUCCUACUGGAGACGGGACCGCCAGUUUCCGUGUUCAUCCGAGCCACGCGAAGGUCCAAUCAUUUGCAGGGCAAAGAAGUACCUUCAUUACUCAGUCAUUUUUAAGACGCUGAGUGUUCGGCUCCCGCGACCUCCCGCUCUGCAGUCAAGCGCUGUACUGACUGAUCUGAGCUAAUCCUGCUGUGGUAUGAUACGAAGAAUUACAUUGUCCUCGUCCUCAGCAAUGUAUGAAGUGGUGUCUGUAUAUUCUAGCAUAUAUACCUCAUAAUGCAGUUGUCACCCCUUGUGUUUGUUUGUUUGUCUGCUUUUGUCUAUUCUUACUUUGUUUCUGAGGCACUACUUCAGCUAUUUUGUCAUCACAUAAUGUGUGUAAUUUGCGCUCUCAUUUGCUAGCCUGUCAGCAAGCUCUCAAUUUGGAGUGUGCAAGCAAAGCGAGCCAUCCAGUUUUGCACUGCAUAAACAGCUGAGCAGCAGUACAAUGCAUCCCUUUUACCAUCAAUUUCUCUGUGAUUGACAUUAAUCAUAUUGAUAUCAGCAAACAUCUUACAAACUUUAUGAACUCAAGCCAUUUAUGGGUGAAUGAUAAUUAAUUUUUUUAUUAUAUCCAUUUUGAAAUCACUGGUGAUCCUAGCCUGCAGUGCAGGCGUAUUUUGGGUGGGCGAAACCUUGUUCGUGUUCGUGAUAUUGUUGUAGCCGCCAUCUUUGAUUUUAUGACAGUGGAAGAUUGGGGAGAGUAGAAAUAGUAACCCUUACGGUAGGUGCGAGGGCGAAAGAAGGAAAGGGGGGAGAGGGAGGGGAGAAAAAACUACGCCUGCCGGGUAUCAUUGUUCUUUUGGGAAAUUCCGUAUGCUGGCAAACGGAGCUCCUGAUUGGUGCGGCAUAGGGAAGUGGAUUGAUGCCUGUCAAUUAACUGUAAGUCUAUAUUGUUUAUUCCGUUUCCGUCAGUCAUUUGGAAUUGGAGCGGCUGGGAAUGUCGCAUGUAUUACGCAAUGAGAAAGUCAAAGUGAUUUCUACACUGGUCAUCAGAACAAGAUUUGCUCGCAGUACUAAAACCUACACCACUUUUACCUCAUGCCAACAUGCUGCUUGUUCCAAUACGUUUUUUUUCUGGCGAGUAGAUUAUGCUCUAGAGGGUUCUAUGUUUUGACUAAGCAAAUGUGAUUUUAGACGCUUGUUUCGCUCUGAGAGGUCAUGACACGCUUAUUGAUUGUCUGGUUUUUGAAUUUCUGGUCUUCAUGAUUUGCCCUCUGAUGCAAGAGUGUUUUCUUUGAUCUCUUUUGAAGCGUAAAGCUCUUUUUGUCACUAAAUAAGGCUGUUGGGUUCUUUAUUUUUGUCCAAAGUGCCUCAGGAUCUGAAUAACUAAGCGAUUUUCUUUCUAGUCCGAGAAUGUGAUGUUUUCCUGCAAUGUUGUAUCACGCUGGGCCCAGCUCGUUAGUUUUUAAAAUUGUUUGCAGGAUGUUAAACUCUCACGGAUAGCGAUUUACAGAGAUGAAUUUAGAAGAAUGAAUUGCAGCUUAAACUGAAGCUUCAUCAGCUGUGGAGAAUUGCAUUGUGACUCAGUCAAGAUAAAAACAAUGAUAAACUCCAGCUUGUUUUUCUAAGACAAUGCGGUCACGUGCGUCUAAUUAGGGGGUGUUUCUCAUUUUCACAGUGUUUUCGGGCAGGCGUUUUCUCUUCUCCCUCCCUGCUCCCUUUGACUCGCCCCAUCUCCUCCUCUCAUCGGGAAGUUUCAACAUGGCGCUUUCACGAGCAAAUUGGGCGCUAAAAGAAAACGCCUGCACUGCAGGCUAUGGUGAUCCCUGCAAUCUGAUUGGCUCUCAGCAGUGUGAUUUAUUCACGAAUCACACUAUUUUUUGCUCUAAAUCAUGUCUGUUCUACAUGUGAAUCGCAUCAUUCAUGUUCUAAAUCACAUCAUUUUUGUUUUGAAUACCACCAUUUUUGCUAUAUGUUGCAUUAUUUCUGUUUCAGGUACAAAAUGAGAUGUAAAAACCUUUUUGUUUUCACUAAUCUCUUUUUUCAAUGAACCGGAUACUUGGUCAAAUAAAUUUUGGUACUGACUGAAUUCUGUGAUUUCAAAAUGGCUGUAAUAAAGUGGUAACUGAACUUCGUGUCAUGCAAUUUUGGUCUGAAAUCAUAUUUGUGAUUUCAAGUUGAACCUCGAGCUGGUGUUCGUCUGAUUUUAAAAUCACUCAUAUGAUUUUAUUGCCUGUAUUUCAUCCGAUUACUUCAGGUCAUUAUGUCUCCCUUGGUAACGUCUGAAUCAACCAGCCGUUAAUGCUGUCCAGUGACAUCACUACUCCUUUGCUUUAAUUCAUGCAAAAAAUACAACACGAUUUUCAAGUGGCAAACCAUGAAAUAUCGUUUGGAAAUGUCUGCAUGAUACAGAACAGCUGACAGAAUUGCUUUACUCUUUUCGAUCAUAAUUCAUGUUUAACGUUCAAACUAUUAACUGCAUGUAGUACUCUCAACCGGUUGUAAUUCAGACUCAGUCACAAACACCCCGGAAUGAAAUAAAUACACAAACAGAACAGUUAGUUCAAAAACACAACAAUUUCCUUUAAUUGAAAAGCUAUUUAAUCCUUAAUGAAGAAAAAAGAAAACAAGGAAACAAGAAAGAAAAGCUGACAGAAUCAUUACAAUUGACGGUGAAAAUAGCAAGAACAUUGAACAACAACAUAACAUUGGUCCCAGAAACUUCCCAUACUGAGUGUAAAGUAUUAAUGAGUCAAAUGAGUCAUGAGUCAAUGAGUCAGAUCUGAAAAAAUAACAGUUUCGGUAGAAACAAUAAAAUUAAGCAUUACUUCUACUUAUUUUGUCUACUUCCUUCAUUGCUGCCUGCACAAGGCCUAUUUCUGACAUGAAAUCUUGACCUCGAUCUGGGCUGUUUGUUAGCAGUUCUCAGGCCCUGCCGCAUAACAGAAGCAAAAAAUGUUUGAACUCCAUGCAAGUAUGCCACCGAUGCGAUCCGCUGAAUAUCAAGUGACAAUCCCGCUAAAAUUUCUCCUAAUUAUACAUAAUUAUACAAAUCAUUAGACAAUCAACCAAUCAAAAUCACUACCUGGUUUUCAGCUAGUAGUGACGUCACUGGACGGCAUUAAUAGCUGGUUGAUACAGACGUUGCUGAGAGGAGAAAACGACUCAAAGCAAUCGGAUGAAAUUCAGGCUAAUGAUUUUAGCCUUCUACGCAGGCAUUUAUGGGGGAGCUCAUAUUUCGUCCGUCCCCACAAAUACCUGCGUAAUCAAGAACAACAUUCCUUUCCCAAGCUUAGCCAAUCACCUUGUACCUUCCAAAUUCUGGAAGGUUCACGGUGAUUGCAGGGUAACCUGAUAAUUACUUGAUCAGUGUGAAACACUGGGAACGCUUUAUGACCUCUAAUAAAUGUUAGACUUACAGCAGCAAAAGUCAGAUUUAGUCAGAUUUUAGAAUACUCUGUGCACUGCAUAACCUUAGUGAAGGAAAGAAAAGAAGGAAGAAGGUAACUCUAGGGUCAUGAUUUUAUGCUGCCAUGAGUUUAUGAGUCGUGUUUAGCCUGUCAACACUUUAUUUUAAAACUGUUGAUUGGUCACUUACCGCGCGAAUCAAACAAAGGGAAAGGAAUGUUGUUCUCAGUUGAGCAGGCAUUUGUGGGGAGGGAUGAAAAUUAAUAUGAGCUCCCCUAAAAGUGCCUGCAUAGGAGCUGGAUGAUUUUUUAAAUUGCUUUAUUCAAACUAUUUCUCACUAUUUUUAUUCUACAAAGUCACAAAAGACCAUAGUUGGUUUGUUUACGCCCCGUUAGAAACCUCUGCAGCAAAUUUUGAUUUUUAGGGGGAACUGCCAGAUUAAUAAUUUUUGCUAAAGAGAUUACCACCUGAAAUGUUUAAUGUAACAAAAACUAAUUUUGCUCAAAACAUUUCCGGACAAGAUGGUCCAUUUCAAAAGGACAAAAAACAUAUGGAUGAUUUUUAAAUUGCUUUAUUCAAACUAUUUCUCACUAUUUUUAUUCUCAGCACAAAAGACCAUCUGAGGAAUUUUCUAGGGGGGGAACUCUUUUCACUAAAGUAUUUCUGGAAUGUUACAUGUAACUUAAAUCUUUAGCAAAACAGUAGAAGAUGGCCAACUCAAAAGGUCAAAACAUAUCAUAAUCGCUCAAACUUGACUACUUCUCUAUCUUGACCCAGAGCUCUUCUGUGCAAUGCGACGUCACAUCUUAACAACUACGAAAAUCUAUCAAUCAAAUACAUACAACAAAGUGAAUCUAUUUAACCGUAGAGUUCCAGUGAUUGCAACAAUAUUCUGAGAAACAUUAUGCCUCAAUACACCACAAAACUGGAUUUCCCCACUAUAAUAUUUUCUUAUUGAGGUAUUUUUUAAUUUGCGUGCAUAAUUACACGAAAAUCAAGGGCCUCGAAUCAGGGAAAAUUACAUCGUUGCACAAACUGCAUCCGCAUGCCUGACCACUUGGGGUAGACCAACGAAAAAAAAAACGGCUGCAUUUUUAGAGUCCCGCUCUGCUAAAGCAAGCUUGACCGAUUACCGUUAUUAAUAAACAAUCAAGAUAGGCAUUGUUACUUUAUUAAAACAUCAUUUAAACCUUUUGUGAUAAUUUUUUAUUUUUAUUGAUUUUUCAAAUUAAGGUUGAAGUAUUACAAAUGUACCAAUUUUGUUUGAAAAAACAAAAAGCUUUCUAAAGUGGAGAAUUAUCUAUCCAUAUCUUGGAUUGCAUCUUUGCUUUCAACCCUCCCCAUUGCUUAAAAAUUUUCUUAAAAAAAAAAGACAAGUGAAUGGACCCACAACCCUAAACUUUUGGAAGUCGUAUUCUUCUCUUCAGAUUUCUAGUCCAAAGAACCCCCUGCCUCCCCUCUCGCCCUCAGAAUUUCAAGUUGCCACCCAAGGUUGGCUGUGACCAUUAAACUGGUAAAAACUGUUAUUAUUGUGUUCAAUCUGUCUCACAGCACCGUCUUUUUUGCAUUGUUUCAUCAAAUUGUUUCUCUACCAACAAAUCUUAUGACAUCUUUUUCCAUGUCAGGUUAUAUUUGCACCAACUGCCGGAUCCAACUAUGGUUCUUUCUCAAUGAAUUUUCAUAGCAUUAGAAAUGUAGAGGUAAGAUUUUUCUUGUACGUCUACAUACAAAGAUAUUUUAUUUACGUUUUUAUUUAUUCUUUUCUCUGCAUUCUUUAUCUUUUACUACCCUCUGUUAAACAUUUUGUGAGUAAAAACAUAGCAAAAGAAGAAUUCAGACUGUACCUACCAAGGUAUUGAACUCAGAAGGUUUUGAUUCGUGUUUGUUUUUUAUCUCCACUAUCAAUCGAUAAAAUCAUAUCAAGAUGAGUUUCAAAUUCCAUGACUUUGGAGAAAUGAUGUGAUCAACAUGUCACAAGCAUGGGUCUUGUGUACUGUUCGGAUCAGCAAUGUCGAAAUCGCCAUGCUUGUGAUAUUAAUUGUGAUAAAUAAAUUUAUUUAUCCAUGACUUUUCUUUGAAUUAUUUCUGAGUCAGUAACAAAUGUACCUUAACCCUAUUUUGAUGAACUGAAAAUCCCCAAGUCAUGACUUCAUCCAUGUUGCUUAUUUACUAAUAUUGUAUGAUUUUUAGUCAUUAACCAGCUGCCAGUAAUUCAAAGCAAUUCUUUUUAAGUAAAGCUGUAAGCAGCCUCAUUCAAAUGGCAUCACAAGUGGAUUUAAGACAUAAUACAACCUUUUUUUCCAGGUCAAACAACCUAUGUUUGGUGCAAAUUAUGUCAAAGGGGAUGUAAUUUCUGAGCCAGAUGGUAUGUUUAGAAUAAUUUAAAGAAUAGUGCAUUCUUUUUUACAUUUUUCAAGGGCUAAAGAUGUAAUUAAUCAUCUGUAGUAACACCAAAGAAAAUUGUGAUUAUGCAGGUAAAAUUCUGAAAAUUUAGUGUGUAAGGUGUAAUUUUGUGAAAUUUGACAUUCACUUUCUCGGGCUCCCAUAAGAAAUUUUUUUGGUGUUACUACAGAUGAUUUAUUACAUCUUUAGUCUUCAAAAAAUGCAAGGAAGAAUGCAAUAUGCUUUAGAUAUUAAAUAUUAUUCUGGUACAAGAUUUUUGUCCACUGAAAAUCAAAGUUACUCAAUGUCCUUGUGGAUUCCAUCUUAAUUUGUUAUGAGUAGAGCUAUGAUUAGUUUGACAUUGAUUAUGAUUUCAUUGCUAUAUACAUGUAUGUGAUGUUUAGGGAAAAUAUGAUACUUUUUGGUGCCUCAAGCCCAAAUCUUCUCUCUAUCAGUGAUGAUCAUCUAGUGGGGAAACUUACUUACUUACUGGCAGGGAAUCAUCCCAAGCCAUUCUGACAAAAUCUUUCCAUUCAUCAAGCAUAGCAUCUUUCAAUAUUUUAUUUCUUAACUAUUGUCCAGUCCAGUGAAAAACAAUACAGUCAAGAAGAAAAGCAAAAUACAUAUAGUUAUGGCAAUCUUACAUGUUUUGCCUACCACAACAAAAACUUGACACACACCAAGUUUUAUAAAUAAAAAAGCAUAGUUUUUUCCACAGCUUUUAACUUUAUUAGUAAAAUGGUUUUGAAGUGUUUAAAAAUGCAAAUCAGGGUUAAGUAGGUGGUUUGGGUUGCCUAGUAUCUCCAGUUGCUGUAUUUUUUAUCUUAGCAGUGAAUACUUGUUUUAUCCCUCCAGGUGGCUGGCAAGGAAGAGGAUCAUUCAAAGUAACUUUUAACAGUGGUGGAGCCAUAGAAUUUGCUCAACACUUUAAACAUGCUGUAGCAAAUGGUAUGUGUAGUCCUGCACAGCUGUCAACUGUUGUAAGACGUACAAGCUUUUCUUGUCCUUGGAUCUCCACCUUUCUAUUCCAGUUUGAAUUUCCAUUGUUUGGAACCAGCAAUAAAUAAUUCAUUAAAAAGAACAAAUUAUUAUUAAUUAAUUAAUUAUUAAUUUAUUAUUAUUAUUACAAAAUUUUGUUCUUUUUAUUUUAUCUGAUUUUGAAAAAUUAAGUAAACUUAUGUAUGCUUGGUAUGCAUGUAGUUUUAACUUCUUUCGGUGUUAUUUUUUCUUGAUAAUCAAGAAAAAAUAACACCAAAAGAAGUUAAAACUACAUGCAUACCAAGCAUACAUAAGUUUACUUUGUUUUGUGUUGUUUUUUUCUUUUUAGCCCACAGGCCAGGUUCUCAGCCUCCUCCACCAGUACCAGGUCAACCUUUGCUGUCAAAUGGAAAUGCCUACACAUACCAUAAUGCAUAUCAACCCCAGCCAGCAGGAUAUUAUGCUGCUUACCCACCCCCACCCCCUGCAGGCUAUCCUGGCUAUCCUGGCUAUCCUGGCUAUCCACCCCCAGGUAGUGCAUGCCUUCAUUUAAUGUUACAUGAACAUAAAAAUUAGGAGAUUUCAUGUUGUGGUGGUUGUGGUUCAGUUUUAUCCUUGGUUCAAAUUUUAUUUUCCUUUGUUUCAAACUCAUUAUCAUAUAUUACUAUACCCAAAAACAAAGGAAAAUAAAAUUUAAAACAAAGAGAAAAUUGAACCACAACAUAGUCAUGCAGUGACAGCAAAGAAGUGUGAUCCACAUUUAUUGUUGUUGUUUUGGUACUUAAACCUGUUGCUAUUUUGACCUUAGUUUCAUUGCUAUCACCAUUCCCUAGCUACCUAGAAUGUUGGUUGUAUGAGGAAACGAACCCGGAAAUAUAAAAUUAAAUUAUCAUUAUUUUGUCAUUGUUUGUUGCAGUUGGUGUCGUGGGCCAGCCUCCACCAUACCAGCCAAAUGUAAGUUUUAAAAUAACAAAUAAUUUCAAGCAAUCCAUUGCACAGUUAAAAAUUGGCAUUUGAUAACUUUAAUUCUGUUUUUAAAAAAAACUACCAGCAGAAAGCCCUAGGAUAUCAAAUCCCAUGGAUAACAAUUUUUCGUUUCCUUGCCCAGAGAUCGUGGGAAACUAUCUGUACAAUUUUUCAGUUCUGUGAAAAUUCAUGGGAACCCACUUUUAUUUCUUUAAAUGUUCAGAAACAUUUUUCUUGAAACAUGUUGUUAAACAUGCUUUAAAAUUAAAGAACAUCAGUGUGCACUUUUAUUUACAAAAAAGCUUCAAUGUCUAUUAAAAUGUCAGAAGAAUGUUAAUUUAAGUGUUAAAUGUGUGUGCACUAAAGUGUCAAAAACUCCAGACUCCUCUUCGAUCCAAGUAAAGAAGUAUACUCAUUUGAAAUGUUCACUACAGAUCUUGUCUUUUCAUAAAGAGAUUCAGGCCUCAUAAUCAGUUUGAACACUGUUCAAAAUUGUCACUAAAAGACUACAUCCUAAUUAUUGUUUUAAACUUCUGGAGUCAUACAUUGUUUUUCUUGGUGCUGGAAGCCGUAACAAUCGCGCUGCUGUUAACUGUAAAACAUCUUUUUUGCAUGAGUCAUCAGUAACAGCUGUGCAAUGCACUUUGGGAACAAUUCAAGAUGGUGGACGAUUGAAAAAUGCAAUUUUUUUUUACAAGCUGAGUCAUAAAGAAUAAUGCUCUACUUGUUAAAAAUCUGAGUGGAAAAAUACUAUAUUUGUGUAUUUUGAUCCCGCAGUCUGAAUAUAUCAGGAUAUGUCACUGGGAAACUAUUUUUCGUUUCCGUUAUUUUUUAAGAUCACUGUAAUGACACGGUACCGGAAACAAUCGUUACCUUGAAAUCCUAGGGCUUGAGCAGGUAAGGGUAAACAUUGAAGAAUCUGUCAAAAUUUGGACAUUUUAGAAUGAAUAUUUGUUGUUUCUUGCUGUUUAACAGGAAACGCCCCCACCAUACCCUGGUCAAGCUGCUCCAUCUGCCCCACCCCCUUCUGAGGGAUACUCAAGCUAUGCUUAUGGAGGUAAGUUUGUGGCAACAACAACAAAAACAAUAGCAAUCUCUAUUUGUGAUCUCGGAUUUCAGAUACCGGAAUGUAAGAAAAAACAAAAGUUAAUUUAAGGUGCACCUUUUUCUUGACUUGAUUUUUCAAGGGCAGUAACUCAUAAGCUUAAAGUCAAUCCAAAUCACUUCGGGAGUUACUUCUGCCAUAAAACCAAAUCAAAUUCUAUACCAGCUAAUGUUCCGUACAGAGGGCGACUGAGCUCCUUUGGAGUGGAGAUGGAGAAGCCUUCAACAAGUAUUUCUAUUCUACGUUUACGCAUGCGCCUGAGGUACCCCUUUGUGCAUUUAUACCACCUGACAAGGGGAUGGCUGUCCUUGACAGCCUGGUGCUGUGCGACCUCGGAGUGGUUAGCAUGUACAAAUGUGUUUGCUAUGUUUGUACUUAGGUUUUAGGUUGUAUUUGUUUUAAAUUUAUUAAUUGGUUUUCAUUGUACUCACCGGACGUCUAAACACGUGUUUGUAAGUUUGUUAUCAUUUGCUGUAUUUCGUCAUUUUUAAGUGUUAGUGAAAGUUCUUCAUUUUAUUUCUGUCAUUUUGUAUUUCAUUCAGAAACCAUGUUUAUCGUGAAGUUGGUUAUCAUACAUGAGUUUGACAUGUAACAGUAGUUCCAGAUGAAAGGUUGUGGUUUUUUGCGUCUACAACCAGUGCUCUCGUAGUGGUGUAAUGACAUCCAUAUUUUUCUUUGACAAUGUUGUGUGUUGUGUCUCCCUUUAUAUAGAUGCAAAGGCAAGAGAAGCUUAUAGCACAGGGCAAAAUGUCUAUGUACCAUCCCCCCAGGUAUGAUUAAGUUUUGACAGAUGAUGCCCUUUCCUGGGGCUUUCCACAAGUUGCUCGGCAACUCUUCUGCAACUUUUCGUAUUUCGAGCAACCUUUUUUUGCAUUCUGAGCAAUUUCCUCUAGUUUUCUACCAAUUCUGAAUAUCUGUUUUAGUAAGCAAUUGACAAAUUUUCUUUGAAAAAAGAGCAUCAUCCUCUCCCCACCCCCCACUCAGCCAGAUCACGGGCCCAAGAUGCACACAGCCAGGCUGCUAAGUCAGCAGGUUUUUUUGUAAGAAAAUUUCAAAUGGCCGACAAAUUUUCACUUUGUUGUAUGUAUUUGAUUGACUCACAACUAACUUUCAUUUUAGCCAGUAUUAUUGAAAUUGAUAAAAUUAUAAUUAGUUGACCAACAUUCUUUCUCAUAGAAUAGUAUACAUAACUUGUUAAGUACUAUACAUGAUCAUGAUUUUUUCUUCCAAAACAUAUUCUUUCAUCCCUGCAUACUUUUUUCAUAAUGUGAGCCAUGUUCUUAGGAUAUUCUAAAGUAUUUUUGUCAUUCCUGGCAUGAGAAUUCUUAUCAAACUUUCUUAUAGAAAAUACUGUAGUUUAGUAAACAGUUAUUAUUUGACUUAUGGAAAUUUAUUUUUUUGUUGGUUAUUUCCACAGCCUCCUCCACCGUAUGCACCACCGCCAUACAGUGCCUCUGACAAGAAGAAUGUUUAAUUGAGGAAAACUCACAAUACAAAAUACAUGACUAAUAAAAUAAAAUAUUAUAAUAGGAUACAUUAAUCUUUAACCUGUUAGAGUAUCUCCUGUGUGGCUGGAACUUUGUAAAUAAUUGAGUUGAGAUCCUUAGCACCUGAGUGCUGUUUACAUUGUGGUAUGAACUGUGUAACUUAGAGAACUUGAAGCUAUUUCAGGGUAAUAAACAAGCUAAAUACCACAAAACAGUGUUCAGUAGAUUGUUUACAAACACUGAAACUGAAUUUGGUUGUCUAUGCCUAGCUUGUUUUAUUGUGAUAUUUCUUGCCAGCCCUCUGAUAUUUAUAAUGUAUGUUUGACAAUUCUCUUAGUGGCAUUUAUCAAUGUUAAGUCAAAGUUGCAUUUUCAAAGUCAGUUUUACAAGAUAAAUUAGACUUUUAAUGCAAAUAUAUACGUGAUCUAAGGAAAGGCAGAUGUCACAGGUGAAGUGUAAAUGGAGUAAAUGAAUUUCUCUGACUUUUUACUGACAAAAUGACAACUGCAGUUCAUGUCAGCAUGCGUGACGUUUGUGAAAAAUUUGAAGGACGAAAUUAUGUUCAUUUUGUAGAAGACAGCAGUGAUUUUGUUGCAAAUAGUUAUGGUGGGCUCAUCUUAUGAAAAAUCAUGAGUCCCAGUCCAUAAUCAAUGAGUCCAGUUCAAAAACAUGAGGAGUCCUAAAUAUUGAAAAUGCUUGGGCCUUUAUGUAACCAAACAGUUAAUCGGGAGACAGAUUACAAAACUCUUUAUUACAGUUUACUGAAAUUAAAUAUAGUCUUUCUAUAUAUUUAAAGCACAAAAAAGACUGAAAUAAAUGUGCAUCUUUAAACAGCAGCCAAAGAAAUCACAUGAACAGGAUAUUCUACCAAAAAUCUUCAAAUCAAUCAUUCUUUGCAUCCUAUGGGACGCAUCUCAUGAAUAUUACUGCGUCUUUGUGGAUUUUUAUGCAUCAAUGA